AUGGCCCCGAAUUUAAGAAGGUUGGCAAAGGGAGAACGUUUCUAUCGGGAUUCUUUGCGGAAUCUGGCCCAUCUGGUUGACGAGUACCAAGAUGAAAGGGACAGUGUCAUGCUCGAGGAGUGGAAAGAGCGCCUCAAGGAGAUUUUUGAUGAUUAUAAAGAUACUAGGGUAACGCAUCCAGAGGAGUCGUACCUACCACCAUCCAGAGGAGUCGUACCUAUUCCGGUGCAGCAAAUUCGGGUUAAGCUGCCGGAGAUCAAACUGCCAAUUUUUGAUGGUACUAUUAGGGAGUGGCCUUUUCGAGAUUCGUUCCAUUCGCUGAUUGCGUCAAAUACCCAUCUUAGCGACGUGGACAAAUUUUCUUACCUUCUUUCGUCCCUCUCGAAGGAGGCGAAGCGCGUAGUUGAGGUGAUAGAAGUGACCUCCGAUAAUUAUGCUGUGGCGUGGGAAGUUCUAGAGAAGCGCUUUGAAAAUAAAUACCUGAUCGUAAAGUCAUACGUUGAAGCGCUUUUCAUGGCCGAUGCCGUCAAAAAAGAGUGUUACUAG
Armigeres subalbatus is the source of this 546-nucleotide messenger RNA. RefSeq lists its product as uncharacterized. Lineage: Eukaryota; Metazoa; Arthropoda; Insecta; Diptera; Culicidae. The coding region runs from base 1 to 546 and encodes 181 amino acids. The transcript is spliced from 2 exons. The record is from RefSeq and is a predicted model, not a curated record.